This is a messenger RNA of Paramuricea clavata, 4343 nucleotides long. The record is from the annotation of a GenBank genome assembly. Lineage: Eukaryota; Metazoa; Cnidaria; Anthozoa; Malacalcyonacea; Plexauridae.
GAUUCCUAUUUGUAAAACUGCGAUAAAAUGUUUGGGUUAUGCUGUUGUUAACUGUGUCAAAGAAACAGAUGACUUUCCUGAAGAAAUAAUUUCGUCAAUAACUAAGGUGAGAGUCGCUUGUGAGGACUUGACCACUGACCACAGCCUCAGAUAAAGGUCGAAGUCGUUCAUAUACGUUGCAGAAGAAAAGACGUAAAUUUACUGGCAUUAAAAGAUGUUGAAAACAUCAAGAUUUUGAUGAAUGCAAGUUAGGGAAAAGCAACGACAUUUCCAACAAGAAAUUAUCAUUUCUAACAAGAAAUUAUCCACCAUUAGGGGUGUAGAAGGGGGUUGACCUAUUUUGCAGAUUGCAUAAUCAUAACCUGGAUAGUUCUUUGCAAAUGUAGUUCAUUUGUGGUAAUAAUGUUAACAUCUAUACUUCAUUACUAUGAUUUUGUCAUUUAUGGGUUCCAACAGGAAAUAGCUGCGCUAUAUUCCGAUCUUUUAUCUUAAAUUUAGACGAUGUAUGUGUCGUUUCAUUUUCAGGCUAUUCAACACUCGUCUCUAGAAAUCCGGGUGCUAGCUUGUGAUGCUAUCUAUUACAUUUCUCAAAACACACAAGAUAUAUCAACAUUAUUUCUUAAAAUGACGACAUCAGAACUACUUCCUCUAACUAAAGAAAAGAACACAUCUAUAAAAUUUGCAGCCGAGGUUUCUCUUGUAUCGUUGAUGAAAUCUGGAAAAGAUCAAAAUCGUUAUCAGGUGAGUGAUUCUCAAGAGAAGACCUGGAAACCUCGGAUCCUUUUUUCAAAUGUUCUUCCAAAGUUCGUAAAAGCAAUGUGAUUGUACAUUGCUCCAUUUUGUAUGCAACAACAAAGUAUAUUUGACUGUAUUUAUGUUACAUGUCUCUAAUGACAGACAAGAUAUGAUUCCUUAAGAUUUUCGCGAAAAUGUUCCUCGAUAUUCUUGCAAAUGUUCCUCAGGAUCCCGAGACUCAACUUUUUCCAGGUCUGAUAGGAGCAAGAAAAACUACAUUUCUCAAUAGACCUUCCCCCGUUUUGAGUGAAAUUUUGAUCUAGAUAAAUCUGGACAAAAAUUUCACCACAGCUUGAAAGAGCAUCACAAAAUUAGUAAUAUUCCAAAGUUUCGUUGCGAAAUAUUGUAAAAUGCGGAUAAUAUAGCACUGUGAAGUUUGCCGUUUUUCAGUCAUUUUGCAUUACAAAUGGAAAUUGAUAAUCAGAUGAUCAAACUGAUCAAACUUGUCCAGAUUUGUCUAGAUCAAAAUUUCACUCCAAAGGGGAAAGGUCUAUUCUGUAUGCCACCCAAGACUAACUAAAAAUUGAAUUGACUUGUACUAGAUAACACAUGAGCAGCCGAUCUUUAUCUGAUAUAUCUGAUGCGAAUGUUUUAUCGUGCUUAUAAAACGACCCAUCUUAUGAGUUCAUUGGCGAAGUAAUUUAAAAAAUAAACAUUGUCUAAACCGAGAAAAUCAAAGCUGAAGUUUAUGCAAAUCCGGACAAAUCUUUAUGCGAUUUACAAACAUUGAUUAAACAUUCAUUUCUUUUGUAUUUUCUUCAUGAAUUAUUAAUGAUUUUAUAACAUGAAAUAGAACGAGUUAACAAUUAAUUCACUCGCACGAUGGUACUUAGUGUAAGCCUCCUAUACAGGGUGUCUAGAAAAACGCAGUGGAAAUCAACAGGCUGUCGUGAUCAUAAAUGUGGCUAAACAAUUCAAUUUUUGCAUAGGAAUGCGAAAUUUUUGCAUGAGAAAUGGCCACAUACUCGUCAAAUAAAAAUUGUCGGUCGAAAUCACAUUCUUCCACCAUUGAGAAUUGCAUGGAAAACGAAACAUAGACAAUUCCCAAGAGGGAAUUAAAGUUUAAUGUUAAAUUAUCUAAAAUAAGCUCAAUUAACCACUGAACAGAGAGCGUUCGUAAUUGCAGCAGGCUCGCAUUGCUUUUGGAUUGAUUAACUUUGCAUGAUUAAUGUAGUUCAAUUCCCAACGGUGGAAGAAUGUAAUUUCGACCGGCAAUUUUCAUUUGACGAGUAUGUGGCCAUUUCUCAUCGUUACGGUUUAACAAAGGUAUCAUAGAAAAGCUAAAGAAAAGCUAAAUAACUGUUCUUUCGUCCUAUAUAAAAUUGAAUUGUUUAGCUAAGUUUAUGAUGCACGACAGCCUGUUGAAUUUCCAUAGCGUUUUUUUUAGACACCCUGUAUUUUUAAUUAUUUAUAUUCUUGUUUCCUUCAGACGUGUUUAACGAGUCUUGAUACAUCAUCUGCAAGUGUUCUGAGUGAAUUUCACAAGAAAUCAAUUCCUAGAAUAUUAGAACGAAACGAAACUGUCGCUUGUGAACUAGAUAAUCCCUUUCCAACUGGUUUGUGACGUCACGGUAGCUUCAUAAAGGCAGAAUACCGAAGGUUGGAGGAGGCUUGACAGUGUGCUGCAAACCUCGACGACUUGUUUAUGUUGAAUGAGAAAUACAUUAUAAAUGUCCAAAGAUUGAGUCCUACCUCGGCUAAUUUAACAAAACUACCGAGAUACUUUUCAUUGCUUUUUAAAACCAAUAUCUUGCGAUUACUUUUAGCAAAAAAAUUAUUUUAAAUAACACACAUACGAAUGUACGAGAGUAAACAAUCGAUCUAGACUGCGAGUGGUCCCUCCUUUCCACAGGUUUAGCUUCCCAGGCGUGCGAGGGGAAAGAGGGACUGCCGACAACACAUCAAAAACGAAAUACGUCCACUUUUCGCUCUUGUCAAGUUGGCUCCGCCUUUGCAUAAAAAUUACUUGCAUCCAAUUAAAUAUAUCCAAUAGGAACCGUUAAUGUCAUGUUUACCGUAUUUACUCGUUUGAGCGCCGCGGCGCUCUUUAAAUUUUCAGAGCUUCAGAUGCGGCGCUCAUUCGGGGGCGGCGUUCUUUAAAAAAACUUUUUAUUUGUGAAUUAUAUCAAGAACUUUUAACAAUAAAAUAAACAAGUUUUAAAAGUUUUUUUGUCACUAAAUGUCCCCAUUUUGACGGCGAAAUGUUUUUAUACUGUUUAGUGCGGCGCUCAUUCGGGGGUGGCGCUCUUUUAAAAAAUUCGAUCUCAAAUGCGGCGCUUAUUCGGGGGCGGCGCUCAAUCGAGUAAAUACGGUAUUUAUAAAAUUAACAUUCAAUCUGGAAAUUAUUUAUAGCAGAAUUACUACAUCAGAUUUGAUUGGCAGGCACAUCGAUUUCGACCAAUGGGAAUUUUGCGUUGUGUGGGCAACGCGUAUUUCGUUUUUGGAUGUGUUGUCAGCAGACCCUCCUUUGUCCCGAGGGACUGCUCGCGGUCUACAAUCGAUCAGAGUAAAAUGGCUAUAUGGUUACUUGUCCUUAUGAAUUAUAUGAAUUAUGUGAAUUAUGAAACAUCCAGGUUAUAAACCAUUGUCUUCGGUAGUUACUUCAUCUGACCAUGAUCUAGGGGUGUAACGAUGACUGAGGAGGUCUAAAGAUGGUAAUAUAAGGAGGUCUAAGGAUGACUGAGGAGGUCUAAGGAUACCUAGGGGGGAUCUAAGGAGCAGGGACGUGGCGAAACAUCUGAAGUUGGGGGGGGGGGAGGUAACAGUUACGAUACCCCGGUUUACGGUUACGGGUGAUAUACACGUACCCGCACCCGCAAACAGGGGAACGACUUGUAACAUAAGAAAUCCAAGAUAUUCCGGCGUGAGUAAACCUAUGAGAGAAUGGCAACUUUCGCUGUUGAGGUUUGCCAUAGAUUGUUGAAAACUUUGACAAGCAUAAGUGCAUUAUUUAUUUGGGUAAGAUGUUGAAAAUUUUUACUAUUUAAACGGCCCACAAAUAGUGAACAGAAAACACCCGUACCCGUUUGUCUUUUACGUGUAGACCUUGGUUUACCGCGGGGAAACCAGUGGGGGAAACGGGUAGAAAUUACGGAAAAAAAUGCUGGCAUCAGCGAGAAUUGGUAAACAAAAUGGCGAUACUCGUACCCGUAAAACGGAACCGGGGUAUCUUAAAUUAACUUCUCUAAUAAGAUUUUUGUGGCAUGUCACCAUAGAGAUAUCUUAUAGUACACUAGAUAGCGCAUCUCUUUUAGUAAAAUUGAAGCCAAGAAUAUUCCAGCGAAAUGUAUUUGGAAUAGGUUUAACUUGAUGUUUAAGUUCCCUGCGUAAGAAAUAGAAAACAUACGAGUCUUCUCAUUUCAUGGGAAUAUCCUGAGUCUGUAAUAACGGCUUCAAUUUUUGAAUUGCAGACUAAUUAGAUGCACUAUCUAGUGUAUAUAAGAUAUCUAUGGAGUUGACUGGAUAUUAAAAGCUAGAUUUUGUGGCAUCUCACUCGAACGAAUAAUAUUUGAUAGGUAUUGUAGAUGGAAAUUGUCCACUGUCAUCGC